AUGUCAACCGAUAACCCCCUAACAACACUCUACAAAGAGAUCGACGGCAGCAAGAUAUCGACAGACAUCUACCUCCCCCAAUCCGACGUCUCCUCGCCGCAGAAAUACCCCGUCGUAAUCGACAUCCAUGGUGGCUCAUUCAUGCUUGGCCAUUCGCGAAUGGUCUCCAUCCUGCAAAUCAACGACUGUCUUGAUCGCGGCUGGAUCGUACUCGUUCCGAAUCACAGGUUAUGUCCCGGUGUGAAUCUGCUUGAUGGUCCCAUGCAGGAUAUCCGGGAUCUGCUAUCCUGGACUCAUGCAGGGCACCUUGAUGAGUUUCUGAGAGAUCAGGGACCUUAUCGGGCUGAUUUGGAGAAAGUUGCUGUGUUUGGGACUUCGUCGGGGGGUCAUUUGGCGCUUAGUCUGGGCUUCAAUGUCCCCAAACCUGCAAAGGCGAUCCUCUCUCUGUACGGCGCAGUUAACUUCUCGAGUCCACUGUGGAGAAAGCCACUCCCACACGUCGACGCCAAACUCCCAACGAACCUCUCAAAAGAAUUCCUCAACCAGAUCUACGACCAAAAGCCCAUUCCGACAGAUUCAUCCGUCUCACUAGAAGGACAGACAGAAUCAGGCGUCUCCAAGGGUCCGGAUUUCUCGAAGCCGCGCGACGCAUUCGCCUUCACACAAAUUGCGAAGGGAACAGUCCUCGAUGCCAUAUAUCCGACAGGAAUUACGACAGAUCCGCAGUUUGGCCUUGUUGACCCGAUUCGCAAUGUCGGGCGCAACUUCCCGCCGACGUAUAUUGUGCAUGGACAGGCAGAUACCAUGGUCCCUAUUGAUCUUAGUCGAGAUCUUUUGAAGAGGUUGAAGGAGGAGGGUGUUUUGUGUGGGAUGACGGAAGUUCCCGGAGAGGAACAUACGUUUGCUGCUAUGAUGCAGGUUGGGUCGAGGACUUGGUGGUUGCAGAGGGAGGGAUUUGAUUUCCUUGAGGGAGUUAUUGGGAAGGGGCCGCGGUAG
This is a messenger RNA of Penicillium argentinense, 996 nucleotides long. RefSeq lists its product as uncharacterized. The coding region runs from base 1 to 996 and encodes 331 amino acids. The record is from RefSeq and is a predicted model, not a curated record. The transcript has 3 exons. NCBI's taxonomy places the organism in Eukaryota, Fungi, Ascomycota, Eurotiomycetes, Eurotiales, Aspergillaceae.